AUGCUAGAGGAUGAUGUUAUUGAUAAACAGGAAACCGAGGAAUACAUAAAAAAGAGAGAUUUAGAAAAAGCUGUGUCAAAUCCAGAGGUGGAGUAUCUAAAUGAAACCGUAUUUCCAUCACUGAAACGAGCCUUAAUAGAAAUGCUGUUGAAAGUGAAAGAGGAUAAUAGCUUUACUCAUCCUAAUGGUACUUUAAAUGGGCUGGAUUAUUUGAGUGAAGUUUUAUAUAACCGGAAUCCAAAUCAUCCCGAAAGGGAAUCCAACUGGACUUAUAUAUUCGACAUGCAGUGGGUGCAAGACUAUUUAGAUCAACAUCCGAGACCACGUUAUCCCUUCCGUCUCAUAUGGACAAAGGAUUUUGCAGCAUUAAAGAUACAGUCUUUCAUGAGAGGUCAUUGGGUCAGAAGUAGACCGGAUGUUCAAGAGCUUCGACUGUUUUGGAAGACGUUAAAAUAUGAUACACCUUAG
Anoplophora glabripennis (Asian longhorned beetle) is the source of this 468-nucleotide messenger RNA. Its product is annotated as IQ domain-containing protein K-like. Lineage: Eukaryota; Metazoa; Arthropoda; Insecta; Coleoptera; Cerambycidae. The transcript has 5 exons. Gene Ontology annotation, molecular function: protein binding. The record is from RefSeq and is a predicted model, not a curated record. The coding region runs from base 1 to 468 and encodes 155 amino acids.